This is a messenger RNA of Pochonia chlamydosporia 170, 2157 nucleotides long. RefSeq names its product restless-like transposase. Gene Ontology annotation, molecular function: protein dimerization activity. The coding region runs from base 1 to 2157 and encodes 718 amino acids. The record is from RefSeq and is a predicted model, not a curated record. NCBI's taxonomy places the organism in Eukaryota, Fungi, Ascomycota, Sordariomycetes, Hypocreales, Clavicipitaceae. The transcript is spliced from 2 exons.
AUGCAUCGCUUUUCGCAGGUUAACCGCAGCAAUACUGGUACCAUGGCGGCUAAUGUAGCUCUAUUUGCCCGUUCUGCCGAUGACGACUAUUUGGCGGUGCCAGAGAAGCCCGUCGAGGACGCCGACACCACCGCGGAGUCCUCUCAAUUCUCAGAAUCCUCUUCUCCCCUAGCGCGUAGAAAACGUGUCCGCACCCCUACUGCGCUCAACAUUUGGGCAGAGAGCCGUCAGCCAAAUCGCCAUGAGCCCGAACGCAACAAGCAUGGCCAGAAGAUAUGGUAUUGCAAGCGUUGCUCCUAUUCCCAGGCUGCCCAUAACAGAGUCCGUGGCCAUCUGCGGGAUAAGCACUGCGUACUGAUUUUCGAGCACCAGUCAGCUAAGAAGCUUGGACAGGGAGUCGCAAUUGACAGACUGUUUAGACAGCAAGCCGCGAGACAAAACGGACAGGAUGUUGAGCGGGAGAGAUACCUUCGUGCAUCAGUCGAUGAAGUCGCGUAUAAUCAAGCGCUGGUGAACCUUAUCACGGCGCAUAGUCUUCCCCAUAGCCUGGUCGAGUGGCCCGAAUGGUAUGCUCUACUUCACACGGUGAACCACAUGGCCCCAAGAGUUGUCACACACAGCCGUGGGCAAGUUCCAAAGCUGUUGGAGGCGAGCUUCGCCACACAUCGCGAGAACUUGAUAUCAAGGCUCAUAGCCUCGCCUACGCAAAUACACUUCAGCAUUGACAUCUGGUCCUCCCCAAACCACCAUAGCUUUCUUGCAAUCGUGGCUCACUAUAUUGACCUAGCAAGCCGGCAACUACGAAAAGCCUUGCUUGCCCUGCGAGAGCUCGAAGGUUCUCACACCGGUGAAGCUAUUGCAGAGACGUUCCUCCAGGUCGUCGAUUCCUACGGUGUCCGCGCCAAGAUGGGAUACUUUACGCUUCUUAACGCUUACAACAAUGACACAAUGAUGCACACUGUUGCCGAGACCUGUGGCUUCAAUUCCACUCAUCGAAGACUUCGCUGUAACGGCCAUAUCAUAAAUCUGGCCGUGCAGGCGUUUCUGUUCGGUAAGAACAAGGAGGCUUCUGAUGAGGCAUUGCGUCAAGUUUCACGGCUGUCCCGCAGGGAACAGGAGGGAGCUGUUGGAAGAGCGGAGACGGCAACUGCCUGGCGGCAAUAUGGGGCACUCGGUAUGCUGCACAAUCUUGUGGUGUGGAUUCGCUCAUCAACCCAGCGUUACCAAGCGUUCCUGCAGGCUGCUGGCCCCAUCGCACUCCGCAAAGAGCUUAACAGCUUUAUGGAUGAUCGUUAUUCAGAGAGUGACAUCAGAUUUGAUUACCUCCAUCCAGAACACUGGCAGGAGCUCCAAGAGAUCCACGAUUUUCUACAACCUUUCUAUGAGAUUACUAAAGACACUCAAUGGGACAAGACGUCUUUGGAUGAGGUGAUUUGCUCCAUGGACUUUCUUGUUACGCAUUACAAAGCAGCCAUGGAGCAAUUCCAGCACAACACUACCAUGGUUGAUCGCAUUAUGACCAGCUGGUACAAGUUCGACGAUUACUAUACGCGUACAGAUGACACACCAGUCUACGCUGCGGCAAUCUUGCUUCAUCCUAGCCUCAGAGAAGCACAUCUGAAGGAGGCAUGGAAGGACCAACCUCAAUACAUUGGCCCAGCGAUUGCGGCCGUGCGCAAGCUAUGGGAUGAUUUCAAGCCGCAGCAAGAGCCAGAAAUCGAGGAGGACCUUUCGGCUUACGAGGCAUACAAGAAACGGAUCUACCAAAAGUCAUCUUGCCAUGAUGAAUUCAGCCGAUUCAUCGAGGGUCCAACGCUGCCAAUUGGCGACUCUUCUGCCCUUUCUUGGUGGCUUGAGCCGACGCAGCAAACCUCCUACCCCUCUCUCUAUCAUCUUGCAAUAAAUAUUUUCUCGAUACCAGCGAUGUCAGCGGAAGCCGAACGCGUGUUUAGUGGGGCCCGACGUACGGUUUCUUGGGAUAGAGGUCGGCUCUCUGCACAGAUAGUGGAGUAUACGGAGUGCUUGAAACACUGGAUUAAGAGCGGGCUCCUGGACCAGCCAUAUAUGAUUCCUGAACCAAUGGACGCUGAGUUGGAUUCUAGAGACAUAGAAAUGUUGUCUGAGGGUAUUGAACCCCGUGUAGUCCCAUUAGAAUAA